GGCAGUACUUUCGGCAGCUCGUGCGGCGUGUCUCUUUGGCCAGUCAAAUUGGCAGGGGCCGCAGCUGCUGAUGGGCUGUGCUGAUCUGUUUGGCAUUAAGCAAGGGUGGGGGAGUCGAGUCGAGGAGGGAUGAUGCCGGCUGGAGGACAAGACGAUGACGCCGACGACAUCGACGAUGGAUGAGGAUGAAGAUGGAAGUGGAAGGGCGAAGAAUGCGCGAGCGGAUUCGACACCGAGCACCCAGUACCUGCUUCAUGCUGUCUCUGAUUCCCAGCACAGGAGACCGCAGGAAGCUGCGAUGCAAUUGCAGCGACUGGGCAGAGAGGCUCUCAUGCACCAGACACGACUGCCUAGCGCGAGGUUUUGGCAGAUCCAAGCAGCUAAAAAAAGCCAAUCUACCUCACACAACCGCACCAAGUAGCUCCAAGGUCCGGCCGCUGCUCUGUAAUACCCUCAUCUCUCUCCCUGCUACUCCGAGCAUCGAUCGCGCAUCGCCUUUUCCGUCGGUACGAUCGCUACGAUCCAGCCAAGUUAUUCCCGCCUUCCAAGGCUUGGUCUUCCACGUCCGCGGCUGGGAGUGGGACGCCGAUCUCGAAAAUUUCAUGCCUGCCGAGUCGCACAAUCCGCACACAGGACGGAGAGGGACUGGGUUUGGGCUUGGCUUCACCAGAUGCGAAUUUUCGUGCUGUGCGCCCCCAGGUGGAUCUCAUGGGCCGCAUAGCAUCAUAGAGGAGGCCUCGCCUUUGAGCCAUUUUGUCCACCAGCUAGUCGAGGCUUGCCAAAACCUGUUAUCCUUGGCGCUGGAUGAAGUACUGUAGGCUUGCGUAGGUAGUUGAACCCUCCUCUUUGCUGAUUGAUUGU
Molecule: messenger RNA, 861 nt
Organism: Trichoderma asperellum CBS 433.97
Lineage: Eukaryota; Fungi; Ascomycota; Sordariomycetes; Hypocreales; Hypocreaceae
Source: RefSeq, a predicted model, not a curated record